Messenger RNA from Talaromyces rugulosus, 1590 nucleotides. RefSeq lists its product as uncharacterized. The transcript has a single exon. Lineage: Eukaryota; Fungi; Ascomycota; Eurotiomycetes; Eurotiales; Trichocomaceae. The record is from RefSeq and is a predicted model, not a curated record. Bases 1 to 1590 code for a protein of 529 amino acids.
AUGGAUCAACGACAGCAAUAUAUUCCACCACCUCCUCCAAGACCAUCAACACAACGACAUGGUUUAUUCCCUCCACCGCCACUAGGGCCGCCCCCCUCCGCCUAUCCAGGGUCGAACCAAUGGCCAAUAUGGCCACCUCCUCCGCCGAUGAUUCACCCGUCUCUAAUCCCUUCGAACCAAACGUACGGCCGUCAACAAUCCACUCCAUUGUCAAUUCCCAUCCAACCUAUCCCACCUCCGCAAUCUGAAGUACUGCCAUUAACUUCGCCUACAUAUAUACUUGUUGGAGCAUCUUUAUGUCCAGGCGUUGGUAUUCCCCCAUUAUACGAUAACUAUGGACCAUCAACAACUGUGCAACCUUCAAACCAGCCCUGGGAAAGCGCUCCUGUGGAUAAAUCGCCAACGAGAGAUGGUAACAUUCCGUCUACUCCAUCAGCCCGACACUUUCCACCAUCGGUUACGCUAGGAAACGACAAUUCUGAAGCCGCGUCACCAGGUUUUGCAACUUAUCAGACUUAUAACUACGAACCGGCGCGAACGUCCAGCCAUAAACACAAUGCCAGCAAUACUUCUCUUGGACGGAUGUCUACUGGCGAAUCUACUGUGAAUUGGCCACUAGAGCGAGUCAUUAAUUGGCUUAUUAGGAAAGGGUUCUCCAAGGAUUGGCAGGAGACUUUUAAGUUCUUAGAACUUGAAGGUGCCGAUUUUCUUGGACUUGGUCAAGGAGGAAAUGGACGCGGGAACCUUGGAAAGCUGCACCAGCAGGUUUACCCCCAAUUGGCAAAAGAAUGUCAGAAGAGUGGCAGUGGCUGGAACCAACAUCGAGAGCAUAAAGAAGGAAAGCGUAUGUGGCAACUUAUUCGCGAGAUACAGGACGGGAACGAAGCAUCUUCGCAGACUCACAGGCGACGAGGGUCUCAAACUAUGGUAAUCAGUGCUUCUACCGAAGGAGGGUUGGAAAACUCUCCGAAUCUGGGAUGGGAGUCCACUGUUCCCCCUAGGCCAGCUAGCUAUAUUCAACACCCUGCCCACCGACAAACACCAAACACUGGUGAAAAGCAAACUGAUCAGACACGGCCCGGGGCUGCUCCCUUUUCGUAUAGACAAGAUGCAAUCUAUGGUGACUCGCGCCCUGAAUUCACUCGGCAUGCGGUUUGUAACCUAGAAACUUUCCGAAAACAAAGCCCCUCUUCACCUAGUGGUGGUAAUCCGUUUAAACCUCCGCCAUCUCUGACAAGUCGGAAAUCAUUUGGGCCGGAGUAUGACUUUGAAGAAACCAAAGUUGAUUUUGAUACACCCCACAUUCCUCAGUCGAGCUCUGAUGAUGACUCUGAUGACGGCCUUUUUGCGAAGCCGCUAGUGACAAGCAAGCCGCAGAACACAAGAUCUAAUAAAGGUCGGUCCGUGGCUUUCAAAUCUCCUAACGCCAAUGAUGGACAAUCUCUCAGUCCGCCGUAUCCUAGCUCCGCAGUUUUUUCAAACGAUCCGCGCUCCGGUUUUGAUGGAAAUGGAGCAACGUUUCCAAGCGCAGGGCAUUCGUCGGAAGAGGAAAAGCCUCGCAGGAAUUCCUCCUUUGCAACAAAUUUUUAG